Suillus paluster is the source of this 1602-nucleotide messenger RNA. RefSeq lists its product as uncharacterized. Lineage: Eukaryota; Fungi; Basidiomycota; Agaricomycetes; Boletales; Suillaceae. The transcript is spliced from 3 exons. Gene Ontology annotation, cellular component: nucleus. The annotation marks the transcript as partial. Gene Ontology annotation, molecular function: DNA binding. The record is from RefSeq and is a predicted model, not a curated record.
AAUUUCACCGACAGGCUAACGAAUACACUCAUUAUAACUGGGCCUCCUGGAUGUGGGAAAAGCGCCGCGGUCUAUGCUUGUGCAGACGAGCUGGGGUGGGAGGUCUUCGAGGUGUAUCCUGGGAUUGGAAGACGCAGUGGCGCAAACCUCGAUAACCUCGUUGGCGAUGUGGGUAAAAAUCACCUCAUUCACCAGACGAGGCCGAAACGCUGGACGGCAGCUGCGCAGUGUGAUACAAGAACAAGCGCUGCACUUUCAACUCUUUUCCCUAAAGGAGGGAAAGUUAACCCCAAACCCUCGCCAAUUCACUCAGACACCGAGCAUCCUAGUGAUGUUGACACACACAUCCUCGUGGAUGCUGUCAGUAAGUCCCUGCAGGACACGGUGGAGCCACCUGUGGCCAUUGAUGGGCUAGUUGAGUCAUUAAAGACAAAUGGACCGUUGAAGCCGUCUGUUAGUGCUCGGCAAUCACUCAUUCUCCUUGAAGAAGUCGAUAUAUUAUUCAAGGAAGACGCUGGUUUUUGGCCGGCAGUGAUAGACUUGAUCAAGGAGUGCCGGCGUCCCGUGAUAAUGACAUGCAACGAUAUCAAGCUUGUCCCCACCACGGACCUUCCUUUGCAAUCUGUGCUGAGGUUCCAACCUUGCCCUUCCGGGCCCGCUGUCACGUUUCUGCAAUGCCUAUGUCUGACAGAGGGAUGCGCUGUCCCGAGAGAAAAGUUAAUUCAGCUUUACGAAACCACGUACACCACGCAGAGUAUGGAUCUUCCAGACGCGCCGCUCAACCCCAGAACCGAACCACUACCAUCACCGGAUCUCAGGCGGUCUAUCACCCAGCUGCAAUUGAUUUGUACUGACGCUACCCACGAAGCUGAGAUUCCUCAAGAAGCACAGGGGGCCGCUGAAUAUCGCCCGUUCCUCCCUCUCACAAUUUCCGCCGAAACCAGUGCUGAUGUUUCUGAGACAUCGACGGAGGAGCUGUGGCGAUGGGCUUCCACUUACACGGAUUGUGUUUCGUAUACCGACAGCUAUCUUUGCAGGACAUCACUGGAUGAACAUGAGGCCCUGGCUUACAACUUAUCUGAACCUUCGCUUGACGAUGAAUUGGGUCAUACCAUACUAUUCCGGCCACUCCACGUAUCUGACACGAGAGAUUCGCUUGCCUUCUAUCACGAUGAUGAGCUCAUUGUGCAGGAUGCCAUCCACCUUUCACGUGGUAAACACGAGGUUUUGGGACCUAUUCCGAUCACCACGUCGAUCGACCCCGCGGCUGGUGGCACCAACACUGACAUGGAAACAAGGCUCUUCCGAGCUCGCGUGGAGCAUCAAGCACAGAUGCUAACCGCAUUGCAGGACAUCAUUCAACCACCCGCACCUCUCAUGCCCCAGAGCAGCGUGUACCUUGAUUACAUACCGUGGGUGAGAUUCAUGGUUACAGUGGAUGAUAUUCUGGAGCGAUUAGCGUGGGAUGAGAUGGAGAAGGUGAAGUCUGGGAGAUUAACGAGGAAUAGUAUGAAAGCGAGACAUAUAAGGAUUAUUGAUUUAAAAGAGGAUCAGCAUCGGGCAUUGAUAACUAGUAGAAUGCAGGGGCUCGAGGAGGGCUGA